AUGGAAGAGUGGGCUUCAAAAGUUCUAGACAAGAUCAUCGCUGCUAUUUCGCCGCCGCGCUACUACCGAGGUAGCCCGGCGCAGGGACAGUUUCACGGCGCGGCUUUGGGGACCCCUGGGGCUUGUCCUGGCUACUUCCAGGCGCACUGCAACCCCACGCAUGGCCCCCACGCCCGCAAACAUCUUGCACAUCUUCCGCUUGCCACAUACGAAGCACCGUCCUCACACCUCGCCUACGCGCAUUCCUCCAUUAUGGCUACAACAAUAUACGCGUCCCACCACCCACAACCCUCGGACAACGAACUCGAAUACACCGCCCCGGCAAAUCCCACCAUCACAAACGACGUCCUCAACCUCUCCGUCCUCCAGCGGCACCUGCCCUCCACCGUCUCCAUAGAUUUCCUAGCACCCUACUCCGUCGUUUACAUCUUCAGCACUACUACUCAAGCAUGGGAGAAAAGUGGCAUCGAGGGCACACUAUUCGUUGUAAAGCUACGGGACGAAGGGCAUGCGGUCGUAGUGCUCAACCGCCGCGGUUUGGAUAACUUCGUACUACACCUGAAAAGUGCAGAGGAGGUCGAUGUGACGGACGAAUACAUUAUUUUGCAAGGGAAUAGCGCGGAUAACCUGGGCCAUGGGAAUGCAGACGAGCAGAAGGUGUAUGGACUCUGGAUCUUUGAGGAGGAACAGGGCAGUACGAAGGGGGUGAGGGAGGCUUGUGGGAGGUGCAUUGUCGAGUGUGCGGAGAGAGCUGGGAAUGAGUGGGGGACCAGGGCUGUUGACGGGCAGUCGAAAGGUUACGCGCAACAGCAGUCCAACGUUGGGGCUCCAAAUGGUCCGGAUUUGAUGGCGCUGCUCAACUUGUCCAGGGGACAAGGUUCAAAUAAUAUGCCAACCGUACAGCAGCCAGGCUCGAAUCAAGAUCAGGGCGUUUUGGGGGACUUAUUCAGAAGCGCUGGAGCAAAUUUGUAA
This is a messenger RNA of Letharia columbiana, 972 nucleotides long. RefSeq lists its product as uncharacterized. Gene Ontology annotation, cellular component: P-body. Gene Ontology annotation, molecular function: enzyme activator activity; mRNA binding. The coding region runs from base 1 to 972 and encodes 323 amino acids. NCBI's taxonomy places the organism in Eukaryota, Fungi, Ascomycota, Lecanoromycetes, Lecanorales, Parmeliaceae. The transcript has a single exon. The record is from RefSeq and is a predicted model, not a curated record. Gene Ontology annotation, biological process: deadenylation-dependent decapping of nuclear-transcribed mRNA; deadenylation-independent decapping of nuclear-transcribed mRNA; positive regulation of catalytic activity.